Plasmodium malariae is the source of this 840-nucleotide messenger RNA. Its product is annotated as fam-l protein. The coding region runs from base 1 to 840 and encodes 279 amino acids. The record is from RefSeq and is a predicted model, not a curated record. NCBI's taxonomy places the organism in Eukaryota, Apicomplexa, Aconoidasida, Haemosporida, Plasmodiidae. The transcript is spliced from 2 exons.
AUGGAACAAAAGUUUAUGUUAUUUUUCCUUAUUAAAAUUACUAUCUUUAUAUAUUUAAGUGGGAUAUGUUAUCUUAACAUUCAUAUGAGUAUGUUUAGGAAAUCCAUGCAUGAGAAACACAAUAAUAGAAAUAUGUUUUUUAUGAGAACUUAUAGAUUACUAACAAAAUGCAAAAAGAAUAAGGAUUCAAAUUUUGUGCGAUUAAAAGAAGAGAUACCGAAUAAUGAAGUGUACGAAAGAAAGGAUAUAACUAAUAACGAAAAUGGGGUCAAAAGAAUAAUCAAACCACCGUAUAAAGAUUCAUUAAACAUUCAUAAUGGACAUAAACAAGAUAGGAUGAAUAAAUAUUAUAUAUUUGAAACAAAAAAAUAUUCUUAUCUUGAAAAAAAGAUAUUUAAAGAUCUUGAUUUUUUAAAUUUUCUUAAUAACAACAGGACAAUCAGUGAUAAAACUUACAAAAAAAUAAUAAUUAAAAAGUGUGGAUUAAGAUUUUCAUUACCUUUAUUAUUGUUAUUAUUUUUAACAUUAUCUCUGAUAUUAGGUCUUUCUGGGAUGAGUAUUGUACCUAUAUCUAAGUUGUUAUCAGUAGUGUCAGAGAUCCAUGGAUCUAAAGGUUGGAUUUCCGUUUUUGGCUCAUGGUUAAAGAGUACCCCACCUUUUUCUGAGUUGUUCAAAGUUAUGCAAGGCCAAAAAGUUUUAAACAAAUUUGUAACGAAUUUUUUUGGUUUUAUGAUACACGUCGUACCUUUUAUAAUAUUGGGAUUUAUUUUUAUAUUAGCAGUUGUUUAUUACCAUAGGAAAGUUAAAAAAUAUGAAAGAAUUAAAUUCAGGAAAAGAUAA